CCUUCAAAAACGACGGCGACGUGGUUUUUCGAUCCAUUUCCUGGAAGAAGCAAAAUAAAAGCGGCAAAGAGAAAGGAGCCCUGCCCUAGCUGCUGCUUUUGGAAAAUUCGCGCUUCCCUUUUCUUCUUUCUUCCUUCUUGCUUGGUUUCGAUCGAUUGAUCGAUCGCGAUGUGCUGCGACAAUUGCCACCCGAUUGGCUUCCUGCUGGGACUGCCCUUCGCAAUCCUCUCGUUUCUCAUCUCUCUCGUGGGGGUCGUGGUGUGGAUCGUCGGGAUCCUUCUCACCAUCAUCUGCCCAUGCUGUAUUUGCGUCGCCGCCAUUGUCAAUCUGGCGUUGGAGCUGAUUAAGGCGCCGCUUCACGUUAUACGAUGGUUCACGGAGCAAAUCCCCUGCUGAUCGAUUGCUCGCUCGCGCGUGUACUAUCAUUUUUCUGUGAAUUUUAAGGUUUUCUCUUCCUA
Molecule: messenger RNA, 458 nt
Organism: Selaginella moellendorffii
Lineage: Eukaryota; Viridiplantae; Streptophyta; Lycopodiopsida; Selaginellales; Selaginellaceae
Exons: 2
Coding region: 169-396 (75 amino acids)
Source: RefSeq, a predicted model, not a curated record